CCUUUUGCGCCUGCGUAGAAAGGCCGACCAAAUGACAGCUCGCUCCUCUGUCUCUGUGGAAGUCGACGCUGAUUUCUGUCAACGAACCUAACCGGCUAGCAACUUCAAAAUGGAAAGGAAUAAAAACAUUGUCUAGAUAUUUGCGUGGAAUUAAAUGACUAUUUUCUUGAAAUGUUACCGUUUUUUGUUGUAGUAUCCGGUUAAUGCCUUCAUGUAAUUUGGGUUGACAGCGUUUUUAGUUAGGUUUUUUGUUUUGGUAUAAAACUAGCAGCAAGCUAACUGUUAGCUACGUUAGCUUUACGAGGAGGCCAAACUUAUUUUUCUUUAUUUUCUGUCAUAAUUAACUACUUAGCUGCCAUUUAUACUGUGAAUAAAUUAGUUAGACAUAUCGUCGUGCUUGCUAUGUUCGUUUAGACUUGUGUAUUUUCAAACUCAUUGAUUCUCUUGAGUGAUCGCAUUUAUUUUGUUUUGGACAAUAAGGACGCAAGGACUGUAGUGUUAAUUUCCUACCUUGGCUUCGGACACAUUGUGUUUAUUUUAUUAUGUCUUGAAGUACCUGUCAAAGGAAAGGAAACGUUUUACACUAUGCUUCUGGAAGGCGGUGUGUUGUUUUGGGCCAGUUGCCACGGUCCAAGACUCUAAAGAAGUGAUUUCAGUCAACUAACGACUCACAAUCAACAUCAACUGUUUCCCUCGACGCGUUGGAUACUAACGUUAGCCACCGAGCUCAGCUACUUCAAUUCACUUGCUCUGUAACAUUUGACAGCUUGCUUAUCGGGCUAGUCAACCCCAUAUGAUCAGUUUUCCGUCGGGGGGACAUCUUAGCUACCGUUGUGCCUUUUCCUUUCCAUAAUGUCUUGUGUGCAUUAUAAGUUCUCAUCUAAACUCAACUACGACACGGUCACUUUCGAUGGCCUGAACAUCACUCUAGCCGAUCUGAAACGACAGAUCAUGGGUCGGGAGAGACUCAAAGCUGUCGACUGCGGGCUACAAAUCACCAACGCCCAAACUAAAGAAGAAUACAAAGACGAGGAGGCCCUCAUCCCCAAGAACUCCUCUGUCAUCAUCAGAAGAAUACCCAUCGGAGGAGUCAAGGCCACAAGCAAGAUAUAUAACGUUGAGCAUUCUUCAGACCACAAUCACUACCCCGUCGGACCCUCCAAAGCAGAUCAUUCUUCAGACCACCACCACCACUACCCCGUCGGACCCUCCAAAGCAGAUCAUUCUUCAGACCACCACCACUACCCCGUCGGACCCUCCAAAGCAAUUGAUGAUCAUGCUGCUUCUAUAUCACUGGCCCAACUCUCUAAGACGGCUAACCUGGCGGAGGCCAACGCAUCAGAGGACGACAAGAUCAGAGCCAUGAUGUCACAGUCCAACCACGACUACGACCCCAUACAUUAUAUGAAGAAGUUGACGGGUCUCCCGCCACCCAACUACACCUGUUAUCGCUGUGGCAAGAAUGGACACCACAUCAGGAACUGUCCUACUAACGGGAAGGACAAAGGGUUUGAGCCGCCCCAGAGGAUUAAGAAGAGCACCGGCAUCCCUCGUUCCUUCAUGACGGAGGUGGACGACCCGUCUAUAAAGGGAGCCAUGCUGACCAACACUGGCCGCUACGCCAUCCCUACUAUAGAUGCUGAGGCCUACGCUGUAGGUAAGAAGGAGAAGCCUCCGUUCGUCCCCAGAGACAAGUCCAGUUCAGAGGAGGACGAGGAUCCUAUUCCUGAUGAGCUCCUCUGUCUGCUCUGUAAAGACCUGAUGACUGAUGCUGUGGUCAUACCCUGCUGCGGAAACUCCUACUGCGACGACUGUAUCCGUACGUCUCUGCUGGAGUCAGAGGAGCAUGUGUGUCCCACCUGUAGCCAAUCGGAUGUCUCCCCUGACGCCCUCAUAGCCAAUAAGUUCCUGCGCCAGGCGGUAAAUAACUUCAAGAAUGAGACGGGUUACACCAAACGCAUGACGGGAGUAGCCCAGCCUCCCUUUGUUCCCAACCCCGCCCCUCCUCUUCAGCCUCAGUCCCGCCCUCAGUGCCCGCUCCAGCCUAUCAGGAGCCAGCAAGACCCUCUCGUGCCCCGCCCUCCAGCCUUAGACACGCCACCAUUGGCUCAGCAGCAGCAGCAGGUUGGCACGCCCCUCAGGGUCGGGAACCAGAAUAACUCCUCCCGCGUGGCUGCUGGCUCCUCCUAUAACUCAGCGGGCCCCUCCCCCCAGCACCCAACCAAUCACAACAACACGCUCAUGCCAAAAGAGCCAGAGAGUGGUGGGGGUGCUCAGCCUGUGGUGGUCUCAGCCGACCCCCCGCCUCUAUCCACUCCCCUCAUGGCCAAGGGCUACCGUGUUCCAGUGCCGGACCAACACCGGUCUGCCAGUCACACCCUGCAGAGGACAGGUCCUCCACCCAGGUCCAACCCCACUAGACCCUCUGAAGGACCACCCCAUUGGGACAGGUACAGCCCCUCCGGUCGUGGCAGGAACCAUAGCGACCGCGCCCCUCCCUCCCAGCCCCCUCCCUCCAACGUGCCACCCCCUCUCUACGCCCCUCCCUCCCUUUUCUCUUCCCCACUCCCCCGUCCCCCGGGUGUCAUGCCCCCCCACUACCCCCCUCCCCACUUCCCCCCGGGUCAACAGCCCCCAUCCAGCUACUCCCUGCCCCCACCUGGCUACCACCCCACCCCUGGAGUCACCAACCCUCCUGGGCGCCCCCAACACCCAGCCCCCUCACCGGCAAGCCCAUCCCCUCCCUCCUCCUCCUCAUCCUCCUCCUUCCUCUCCAAGGAUGAGUUCUACAGACAACAGAAGAGGCUGAAGGACAACUCCCACUGUCGCUAUGGUAACCGGGAAAAGUCCAAGCUGGAUGAGUUCACGAACGACUUUGCAAAGGAGCUGCUGGAGUACAGAAAGAUCCAGAAGGAGAGGAGGCGUUCUUACUCCAGGUCUAGGUCGUCCUACAGUAGCUCUUCCUACUCCAAAUCCCGUUCCCGUUCUCGUUCAUACUCCCGUUCCUCCAGUCGUUCCAGAUCCCGUUCCAGAUCCCGUUCCAGGUCUUACUCCCGCUCCUCCCCUUACUCCCGCCGCCACGGACGACCUCGCGGCUACCGCUCCCGCUCCCGUUCCCGCGGCUACCGCCGAUCACGCUCGCCACCGCCUUACCGGGGCCGAGAUGUGGCGGGACGGGGGAGAGGACGGGGACGAGGAGGGGGGUACCGGUCACGCUCCAGAUCACCAGGCCAAGGGGGUUACCGGACCCACACACCUCCACCCCCACUCCAGGAAGCCUGCCGCUGCUGGGCCGCGCCGCCUGAGGGAGAGAGGAAAUACCCGGGCCGGACCGGGGAGAGGGAUCGGGAGAGGGAGCCGGCGGUGUACGGCCGAGGCCCAGACCACAACGACCCGUACGAGAAGGAGAGGUACCGGGAGUGGGAGAGGGAAUACAGGGAGUGGUACGAGAAAUACUUCAAAAACUACAGCUCCCACAACCCCCUUCCCAAUACCCCCCUCCCUACAGGGGCCGAUCGGCGCUUAGCUCCACCCCUGCCCCUGUGCCACCCCCAGCCGGACGAAACAGACCCCCACAGCCCUCCUCCCCCCUCUGACUUCUACCCCUCCCCUCGACACCGCCUGGACCGUGAAUCCUCCCCCUUCAGCCGAGGGAGGAGGCGAGGUGAGGGCUAUCCCCCUCCCCCCUCACACCCCUCCCCCAGGGGCAGGAACCAGCCAAUGACUUACCAGGAGAAGUGUGCUGAGCAGUUUGGACAUCUGCCGCUGGCCCGGCCAGCCAAUCAGGAUCCUCAGAUGCCACUGAAGGUCGCUAAGGGUGACGGAGGUCCGUCGUCGAGCAUCGCCGGUGCCACGGUCACUGUGACCUCCGACCUGAAAGAGCAGAAGCACAGGAAGAGGAAGAGGAGGAAGACGGAGGAAGGGAGAGGGGGAGGAGAAUCCUCGUACUCCAGUGCGUCUGACUCUACGGACGACGCUCGGAAAGAAGAGAAGAAGAGAACCAGGAGGACUCCCGUUGGCUCGUCAAGCCACGAUGACUCCACCCCCGUACGGGACGAGCCAAUGGACAGCGACGCCUCAGACGUAGUCCCGGACAAAGCUGAUAGGUGGACCGGGGACAGUAAGGGGGAGGUAGAGGGGAGAAGAGGAGGGUCCAAACGCAGACCGGACUUCAGCACAGCUAGGAAAGACUCACCGUCCAAGAGCUGGAAGACCGACAGAGAGAGAGACGCAGAGACAGACCGGGACGAGACUGGGACAGACCGGGAAAAGAUCACCCCAGCCAGUAGAGACCGGGACAAGAUCACCCCAGCCAAUAGAGACCGGGACAAGAUCACCCCAGCCAGUAGAGACCGGGACAAGAUCACCUCAGCCAGUAGAGACCGGGACAAGACCACCCCAGCCGGUACAGACCGGGGCAAGACCACCCCAGCCGGUACAGACCGGGGCAAGACCACCCCAGCCGGUACAGACCGGGACAAGACCACCCCAGUCGGGACAGACCGGGGCAAGACCACCCCAGCUGGUACAGACUACCAGGAGACCUCUCUAACAGAACCGUCAGUCAAACGGGUCAAAGAUGAAUUUACUCCCCUCCAACCAGACUCUUCCAAACCCACCUCCCCCCAACCCCCUGCACCCCUAACAUCAGCUCCCAAACUACCACCUCCUAAACCCGACCCAGACCAGGUCAAGCCGGUUAGAAUCGACCCAGACCCAUUCAAACCGGUUAGAACUGACCCAAACCAGUUUAAACCUGUCAGAACCAACCCAGACCAAUUCAAUACAGUUAAAACCGACCCAGACCAGUUUAAACCGGUUAGAACUGACCCGGACCAGUUGAAACCGUUCAGAACCGACCUGGACCAUUCCAGACCAGCCAAGGAGGAGCAGAGAGGGAAGCGAGAUCCAGAGUUUCGGCAGGACAGGGGCUCAGGGAGAGAGGACAAGCCCAGGAGAGAGGCUGACAGGCUGGGUAGAGAACAGGAGAGAGCCCCUGGCAAAGCUCCAGACACCAAGCCUGAGAAGAAGAAGAGGAGGAGGAGGGGGAAGGAGGAGGAGGAGGAGGAGAGGAAGGCGAGAAAGGAGGAGAGGAGUACGUCUGAUAAGGAGAUGGAGGUGCCCCAAAUCAAAUCUCCCAGAGUGGAGCUCACCGAGACACCAAAACCCUGCAACCCCAAACGUGACGUAGAGAAGGAGAUGGAGAGGGGUUCCAUAAGGCCUCUGAUGGAGGGAGAGCCUCAGAGGAAGAUCAAGAACAACAACAGAGGAGGAGGAGGAGGAGGAGGAGGGAGGCUGGCUGGGGCUGGUGUGGUUGUGGGCGUGGCCGGAACAGAGGCAGCCAAUCAGAGCGGCUAUAUGAAGGGAAGCGUAGAGAGGAGCAGAGCCAAGAGGGGCUGUAAGGUCCUGGCGCCCGACGGAUCAGGAGCCGUAGUGGAUUACACCAGCACCAGUCCCCCAGGGGGCAGUAGUCCUGUGUGUGGUGGAGCAGAGGGCAGAGCAGAGCAGAGGAAGACUGUCGUUAAAACACUGGAGGAAUACACCAACGACAGCUCCGCACCUGCUGACGACCAGAUAGUACUCGUACAGGUCCCUCGGUCCAAGUGGGAGAAGGAGGACUACGAAUCAGAGGAAGAGGAAGGAGGAGGGGUCAGGGUUCAACUCCGCCCCCUGCUCAACCCCUCUCUCCCUUUCCCCCCUGGAACCCACAUCACCGUGACAACAGAGACCGUGGCAAUGCGUGCGAAAGAGAGGGACCGUACCUUUCCCAAGCCAGAGAGAACUCUGUCCCCCUCUAGUGGCAGAGACGGAGAAGACAGCCUGCAGGAUGGAAAACACUCCAAAGACCACAUAGCUACUGAGAAAGACAGAGAGAUGGAGGGAGAGAGGGAGCGGUUAAAGGAGAUGGAGGGAGAGAGGGAGCAGUUAAAGGAGCGGGAGAGAGAGAGGGAGCAGUUAAAGGAGCGGGAGAGAGAGAGGGAGCGGUUAAAGGAACGGGAGAGAGAGAGGGGGAAAGAGAGAGAAAGAGAGAGGCAGCACAGCCGCGCUUCUGACAAAGAGAUGGACAGACCUUCCUCUCAGCGGCCGGAGCGAGAGAGGAGAGAGAGAGAGCGAGAGAGGACUUGGCGGAGAGGGAGCGACCACGGCAGUGAAAAGAGCUCCUCUUCCUCCUCACACUCUUUCUCACGCGACCGUAAACCCUCUUCGUCCAGGGACCACAACUCAACCUCUGACCCCAGACCACCUGACCCCAGAGCCAGAGACCACAGAGACCACAGAGACCACAAACAGAGAGACCACAAACAGAGAGACCACCUCGACCACAAACGUAAAGACAGCAAAGACCAGAACUCCUCCACCGUUGACCGUAACACAAACUCUACUGACCGCAGACCACCAGACGACCAAGAGACCACCAGAGAGCAGAGAGACCACCCCAAAGACCACAGAGACCACCUCGCCGACUGCAGACAACCAGACCACGGAAAGCUAGGCAGUGCCUCUCCGCCCUCCAAGAGAGACCCAGCCCCAUCUGACCCCUCCUCCUCCAGCACCCAGAGAGAUCAGGGAGGGUCUGAGCCCACCAGGCCCAGAGAGAGCAGCCCUGGCAGGGACACGACGCAGGACAUAUACCCCUCUCUUCCGGUCUCCAGCUCCAUGGAGAACCAGCCCAGGAGAGGGGAGGCUGAGGGAGAGGAACCCAGAGCAGAGCGCUCCUCAGCGGGGAGGGAGAGCCAGCAGGCCAGCCUAGGCACCCUAGAGAAGGAGAUGAGUGGUGGAAAGUCCCCCAUACAGCCCCCCAGGACUGACAACAGGGCAGGGGUACCCCGAGCUGUCAGAGAGAGAGAAAGAAAGAAGGAGAGAGAGGGGGAGGUGCAAAGGAUGAGAGAGAAGGAGAGGGAGAGGGAGAAGGAGAGAGGGGUGCAGAAGGAGAGAGAGAGGGAGCACCCUAAAGUCAGACCUCCUCCCUCGGUCCCUUCUUCCAGAUCUCCUCCCUCAGUCCCUUCUUCCAGAUCUCCUCCCUCAGUCCCUUCUUCCAGAUCUCCUCUCUCUGUCCCUUCUUCCAGAUCUCCUCCCUCGGUCCCUUCUUCCAGAUCUCCUCCCUCUGUCCCUUCUUCCAGAUCUCCUCCCUCUGUCCCUUCUUCCAGACCUCCUCCUGACCUGGCCAGAGAGACUGAUGAAGCGGCCUUCGAACCUGACUACAGCGAGGGAGAGAUCUCAGAGGGGGAGGACAGGGGGGAGGAGGAGGAGGAGGAGGAGGGAGAGAAAAAAGUGUCCGGACAGAGAGCGGCGUCGGGAGAGAGAGCGGCGUCGGGACAGAGAGCGGCGUCGGGACAGAGAGCGGCGUCGGGACAGAGAGCGGUGGUUGGGGGCAGCAGCAGCAGAAGUCGUAGCAGCAGCUCCAGCUCUGUCGGUAGCCUGGGCAACAAGAAAGACAAGAAGAAGAAGAAGGAGAAAAAGGAGAAGAAGAAACGGAAGAAGAAGAAGAAGAAGGAGAAAAAGGAGAAGAGACAGGCGAGCCUGGAGGCUGAGGAGGGAGAGAUCACAGGACUGAAACACAAGAAGAAGAAGAAGAAGGAGAAGGAGGAGGACGAGGAGAUGGGGAGAGAAGAAGACCCGAAUUGCUAGCGGAGCCUAAUGAGACGUUUCAUUGUGAAGCGUUCAACGCGUUUCAGCCCAAGAGUGUGUCCCAAAACCCUAUUCCCUAUCUAGUACACACUACUUAAGGCUCUGGAUAAAAAAGUAGUGCACUAGAUAAGGGAGUAGGGAGCCAUUUUGGAGGAAGGAUAUUGGUUUCCUUCUUAGACUCUGUCAGGUGAGGACUCAGGGGAUCACCCAGGCUGCAUUCCAAAUCCCAUCCUAUUCACUAUGUAGGGCACUGUGUAGGGCACUGUGUAGGGCUCUGUGUAGGGGAUAGGGUGCCAUUUGUGACGAUCGGAAGAGGACUUACCGCUCUGCGCUGUUCACUUUAGUUCAACACUUUAUCUGGUUUUGCUGAGGAUUUUUGAAUUCAUUUAAAUACAUUUUAAGGCUGACGUAUGAAAUAUUAAUUUUGGACUGUUCUAACUUGGGCUGCUGCUUGGACGAGUCGGUUUGCUUGAGUGAUGGUUGGAACUUUUAUUUUAUUUUUUGUGUUUAAAAAAGGAACUAAUUGCAAAACGUUGAUUUGUUCCCCCCCCCCCAGGUCCUUUUGAAGAGUUUGUACAACCUAGGCUGCGUCCCAAAUAGCAACCAGUUCCCGAUGUAGUGGACUAUAUACAGAAUAGUGAACCCCUGUUAGGGACGCGCGCGAAAUACCGUCUUUCACGUCGGAAUGUGCAUUUUUGAGUGAAAACGUUUAGGAGGAAGGAAAAGGUACUUUCAAGAUAGAGAUGAAUGUUACUCUGCUGUUAGCAGGCUGGGCCAGAGCAUCUUAGUGGAAGUAAUGGGCCUAGGGGCUGCUAAACUAUUUCCCCUAAUUCACCAGAUUUCCCAGAAAUCCCGGUUGAGAGGAUUCCCCUUCUUGAUUUCAGGAAUCUGGGAAUUUGUUCAAGGCCAAGUGGCAGUAGUUGGUUCCACGUCUUAUGGUACCGGAAUUAAUUAUAUUUACACAAUUAUGACAGUAUGUGAAUAUUGUUGCUAGUUGAGCUGGACUGGGUAGAGAUCCACUGGAGGGUGUUUAAGGGACAUGUUGGAUUGAAGGGUUCCGUGCGUUGCACUGUGAAGAUUAAAAAUCUAUCUGUUUCCUGUUUUGGUUUUUAGUUUUGCAAUGACCUCUGUUUAAUUUAAACUACCAGCUGAAUGAAUACCGGAGGGACAUUUUUUUAUUUUUAUUUUUCUCUUGUUUUGAAGAUAAUAAAAAAAACUUUUCAGCAAAAAUGUUGAUCUCCAUUUUCUUGUUUUUCACCUCUGCUUUUAAAAAAGGGCUUCAAAUGUGGAUAAUUGUAUAUUAAGGGUCUGUAAUAAAACGUUUAUAAAGGCAUUUACAAACCGUUUACUCACCUUUUAUUACCUUUAUUCCUACAUCUGUUCAUGUUAGUAAAGCUAGUCACACAUUUAUAUUUCCUUAAACAUCCUGUGUUGUU
Messenger RNA from Coregonus clupeaformis (lake whitefish), 9065 nucleotides. Its product is annotated as E3 ubiquitin-protein ligase RBBP6-like. NCBI's taxonomy places the organism in Eukaryota, Metazoa, Chordata, Actinopteri, Salmoniformes, Salmonidae. Gene Ontology annotation, cellular component: nucleus. Gene Ontology annotation, molecular function: nucleic acid binding; ubiquitin protein ligase activity; zinc ion binding. The record is from RefSeq and is a predicted model, not a curated record. Gene Ontology annotation, biological process: protein ubiquitination; ubiquitin-dependent protein catabolic process; mRNA processing.